Messenger RNA from Paramecium octaurelia, 1533 nucleotides. The record is from the annotation of a GenBank genome assembly. Lineage: Eukaryota; Ciliophora; Oligohymenophorea; Peniculida; Parameciidae.
AUGUCUUAUCAAAUCGACAAGUGCAAAAUUCAUAAUCGCGACAAACUAUAUAUAAAUUUAGAGAAGGACACUAAAGAAUACAUGUAAACAGAAUGUCUCUAUUGUAUGAAAAAGGAUUCAAUUAGAAUAGAAGAAAUAAUGCUGAAAUUCAAAUAAAUGAUAUCUACGCAAUCAAAAGUAAUUCAGAAUCAAUAGAUUAUGGUUGUCUUGUAACAAAUUAUGCAGUCAUCAAAUUUAGCAUUACAAUCAUUCCAAUAAAUGCAUAAAACAAUUUAAGACCAACAUGACAAGUGGUAAAAAAUACAUUCAUAAUUCGAACAGAUUUAGAAACUGUCAAAAUCUACUUAUUAUAACCAAGAAGAAUUGUCCUAAAUUGUAGAAUUAACUUUGAAUUCAAAUCUUACUAAUGUACCAAGUUUUGCAUUAGGUUAACUAGAUAGUUUUCAAAAACUAACUAUUAAACUUCGAUAAAUCAAUGAAAUUUUGCAGUCAAAUCCUCAAAUAGCGAAGGUGAUUCCCCAAUUAACAGCAAAGUAGGAAGAAUAAUAACUAUUAUAACCGAAAAACAAAGGUGGUACUGAUUAAAGAAAGGAUUUCGAACAAUUAUCUUAAUUUUAAACCAAUAUCACUGUGUACGCAAUUGCUUUUAGUUUUGACAAUUCUAAAAUAGUAAUUGGAGGAGGAAAUUAUAAUUAAAGUUAAAAUAAAAAUUUGAUGGUUUUGAGUUUAUCUGGCGACAGUAAAUUGUAGAGUGAAACCAUUUUAUACGGUCACUCUAAGAGAGUUACAGCAAUUUGUUAUAGCAAGUAGGAGCAUUUUUUUGUUUCUGGAAGUCUAGAUACUACAUUGAGAUUGUGGAGAUAUGAAAUCAAAAAUCAGAAUUGGGACUGCAUUAAACAAUUGAAUAAACACACUUCAACAGUAUUUGGAUUAGCCAUAAAUAAUAAUGAUAAUCUGAUAAUAUCAUGUGGUCACGAUUCUAAAAUAUUUAUUUGGAAAAAUAUCAAUCAAAAUUGGUAGGAAUCUCAGACUAUAUCUGAACAUAUUGCUGCUGUUAAUAGUAUAAGUUUAUCAGAGGAUAAUACUUUAUUAGCAUCAGGAAGUGAAGAUACUAAAGUAUAUAUUUGGAAAAAUGAUAAUGAUGUGUUUAGUAAGAUAAGUCAAAUAGAGGUCCCUUGCUCAAGUUUUAUUUAUUCUGUUCAUUUCAUAAAAUAGAAUUCACUUAUAGUGGGUACAUACGAUGGCAACAUAUCUCUUUGGUAGAUUAACGAAAACUAGUAUCAAUUGUGUUUUGAAAACAAUCCAAAAUUUGGAUAUAUCAAGAAAAUAGUGUAUAAUUAGAAUCAAUCUUUGAUGAUUACCAAAUGUGAACAUAGAACUAUUAUUUGGAAAAUUAUUGACAACAAUAAAAUUGAGCAGAUUAAAGAUCAGGAAGGUGAAUAUUUAGGAAUAGGAUUAUCAUAAGGUCCAUCAAUAAUUGCAAUGUUUAAUUGUGAAAAAAAGGUCUUAGAAUUGCUUUAAUGUAAUAUAUGA